CAGGAAGUAUUUGUGUGCAUCGCUGUCUUUCAUCAGAAGGAAAGGAGACAAAUAACGGACUUUUUAUUCCUUUCAAACGUAGCAUGUGACUACGACCCACCAGAAGCUGGGAGCAACAUGGUGCGAAGUAACUAUGUCUCCAACGGCGUCGGGACUAUAUUGGUCUACAACUGCACCGAUGGGUACUUCGUCCCACCGACGAAGAUUGGCAUUGAACCUGUACCUUGGACUAAUGUCACCUGCAGCGCAAACAAGACCUGGAUACCUGAGAAUUACUCUCCUUACUGUGCCGGACUGUGUCUGGAUGACCCCAUAGACGCAACGCUGCCCCUUAUCAACUCUACCUGGAAUGGAAUAGACAGAGAAAUUGGGUCUCAGGUGGUCAUCUCGUGCCCCACUGGAUACUACUUCACCGACAUGAACCAGACGCUGGUGAUCACAUGCGAGGAAGACGGCCUUUGGACAAACUACAGUUCAGGUCUGCUGAUUUGUAGAAAACCGGCCGUCGGUAUCCCCCCGGACACCCCAGAGGGGGCAAUACUCGCUCAAAAUAUGAGCCGGUAUUGGUUGGGUGACGUCAUGAACUUCAGCUGCGAGCCUCCGCAAAUGAGCGCCAGCGGAGAGACCUACGUCACGGCCGAGAGCACCGGCGACGGUUGGACGGUGGUAGAUCCGGAAUUCUCUUGUCAAAAUGCCUGCCUUGGCGCCCCACCCAACACGACCCGGGGCGUGACCUACGACUACACGGGCGUUCGCAUCUGGGGCACGCGAGUCAACUACCGGUGCGAGGGCGCCUUCGUCCCGUCCUUCUCCGCCUCCUUCAGCGUCACCUGCGACAACGGAAGCUGGUCCUCGGACGUGGUUCCCAUUUGCCGUUCGAUUCCCGCCACAGGAAGUGAAAGCUUCCUUGCUAAUAUCUCCCGCUCGGAAAUAGGCCUAUACGGUAAUUAGCGUAUCCUGCACAGUGUGAGAAAUCAUAGACGCUGAUGAAGUCGAUGUGGCUUUUAAAAUACACAUAAAUAUUCAGUAAGAAAGUGUAGUAUGUUCAGAUGUAUAGCUGUAUACAUACACGCACGAACACACACACACACAUAACACCUCUAGUACCAUCUUCCAACCUACAGCCGCUAUAAAUGGCGGCGAGCAGCCGACAUUGGUGACCAAAGUCACCAAACUUUCCGAUUCGUAACUCGCCUAUAUUCUGGGUUUUUUUCCAUCUGUCCAUCCGCCUGUGGUGUUUGCGCAUGGUAACACUGCGUCCCGAGCUUUAAAUAAUAUCAUAUUUCGAAUAUUAAGAGUGUAAUUUGCAUACAGUAAAUUAUCAAAACACUUUUCAGUUGCUAAUGUACACCAAGAUAUCCUUUUAUUUACCUAAAACUUACACAUAGCGAUAGCGUAACUAUUUAAAGCCCGGGACGCAGUGUUACCAUGCGCGACCACCACAACCGGAUGGACAGAUGGAAAAAAACAGAGUAUAUAUAAUUAUCAGUAUAUCAUGUGGAAUGACUGUAAUGACCAAGUAUGAUUUUAAUUUUGCAUCGAAACUCACUAAAAGGGGGUGUCAAAAUGGGGUAUUUUGAGACAAAGUUUGCCAGAAAUGAAUGUUGCAAAGAACAACUGUAGAUUGGUGGCGGUAAGUUGUUCUAAAAUCUCUAGACAUAAUAGAUUUUUUUUUUUUUGGAAUGAAUUCUGAUUCCUUCAGAAUAACCCUAGAUUCUUGAUAGGCUUUGAGAUAUUGACUAUUAAUCCUGGUAUUCAGUUCAUACUAAAUAUAAGCCUAAUUCUUUAUUGAUAAGAAAGUUAUAUGUGGCUGAUUUCUAUAUGUUUACAUCCAGUCAUUCGUUUUGCUCUCUCUCUCUCUCUCUCUC
Messenger RNA from Macrobrachium nipponense, 1868 nucleotides. Its product is annotated as complement receptor type 1-like. Gene Ontology annotation, biological process: complement activation. The coding region runs from base 118 to 951 and encodes 277 amino acids. The transcript is spliced from 7 exons. Gene Ontology annotation, molecular function: complement component C3b binding. NCBI's taxonomy places the organism in Eukaryota, Metazoa, Arthropoda, Malacostraca, Decapoda, Palaemonidae. The record is from RefSeq and is a predicted model, not a curated record.